Messenger RNA from Beta vulgaris subsp. vulgaris (sugar beet), 639 nucleotides. RefSeq lists its product as uncharacterized. NCBI's taxonomy places the organism in Eukaryota, Viridiplantae, Streptophyta, Magnoliopsida, Caryophyllales, Amaranthaceae. The transcript has 2 exons. Bases 1 to 639 code for a protein of 212 amino acids. The record is from RefSeq and is a predicted model, not a curated record.
AUGUGUAUAAAGGGAGCAGAUUGGUGGAAUUACCAGCCAUCUAGUGGUAGCAGUUGGUAUUGGAAAAGUGUGUGUGAGAUUAAAAAAGAGAAAAUCAAGCUUCUAUACAGUAGGCAUGAGAUCCAAAGGCUUCAAAAGUACUCUAUUAAAGAGGUGUAUCAACAGUUGAUUGCUCCUAGAGAACAGAAUUUUCAGAAAGGAAGCGAGUUCCCCAAACAGCUUCAAGAGAUGGUUUUACUCCGCCUACAUUGGUGGAUAAAGGGUUGGCAAGAAACAUUCCCAUAUUCAAUCAAUGAUGUGCUCCAAAACCCCAUGUGCCUCAAAAGGGGCUCAACUCCAAGGAAACUCAAAGAGUACCAUGGUUCCAGUGAACAUCAAUUAUGGAGACCUCCCCCUCAAACUGCUCUGAAGUGGAAUAUUGACGCAUCUUUUGAUCCUUCCUGUAACCUCAGUGCCGUAGGAGGUGUUCUACGAGAUGAUUCGGGUUCUUUCAUUUGCCUCUUCUCAUGCCCCAUUCCACCUUUGGAGAUCAACUCCGCGGAAGUAUAUGCAAUAUUUCGAGCCAUCAAGCUCUCAAUAUCCUCCCCGCCAUCAGGAAUUCCACAUUUAUAUUUGAAUCCGACUCCGCAAAUGCAGUAA